Molecule: messenger RNA, 860 nt
Organism: Magallana angulata
Lineage: Eukaryota; Metazoa; Mollusca; Bivalvia; Ostreida; Ostreidae
Product: mitochondrial import inner membrane translocase subunit Tim13-like
Exons: 3
Coding region: 72-353 (93 amino acids)
Source: RefSeq, a predicted model, not a curated record
GAUGUUAAACAUUGACAAUAAUUUUUAGCACAUGCUUGUGAGAGGUCAUCUGGGCCCAAAAGUAAACUAAAAUGGAUUAUUCAGGUGGUUCUAACGCAAAACUCGAUCCAGCAAAGAGAGAUGAAUUUAUGAAUGAAGUCAAACAACAGCUAGCCAUCGCAAGCGCACAAGAGUUACUCCAGAAAAUGACAAAUAAAUGUUUCAAGAAGUGCAUCACAAAACCAGGAACAUCGCUGAGCAACUCUGAACAUAAAUGUGUAGCUAUGUGUAUGGACAGAUAUAUAGACACUCAGAACCUAGUGGCUCAGGCAUUUAGUUCGCGACUUCAGCAGGAGAUGUCUAGAAUGCAGUGAUGGAGGUGAUAGUUAGAACGGUGAUCGUGUUGACUAAAACUCUGUCCGGAGGAGAGAGAUCAUGUGUGUGUGUGUCCAGUAUCCAUAGUGUGAAAAAUCAAGGAUGACGGCCUAUAGGACAAAAUUCUUACCCACUGAGAAGAGAAAGAUGUGAAAAUUAUAUAUGAAUAAAUUCAUUGUUAUCAUCAAAAUUUAGACAUUAGUUAUUACCAUAAUCAUCAAAACUAAAAUUGAUUUUUUAGAAAAUUCUUUCUUUUUUUUUUACAGUAAUAUUGCGCAUAUUGCUUGAAUUUGUUUGUCAUAAACAUAUAUAUGUCAUCAUAUGUUAUAGAAAAAGUCUAUAUCAUUCUGUACAUUUUAGAUAUAUAUUGUUAAACUUAUCAUGUUAAUUUUGUCACACUUAGGUAAAGAAUAAGUGCAGGAGCUAGUUUACUAUCCAGUGUUGAAGUCUUCUAUAAUUGUUGAUUUCAAACGAAGGAUGAAAUAAAAAUAUUGUGAUGAAUUUAA